ACAGGCCGGCUGCACCCGGAAGGAGGAAGUGGGCAGGGUGUCUGUGGCCGGGCCCGGGAUCCCCCACCCGGGACUUCCUCUUCCUCCCGGGCAGGUGUAGCUGCCACAGUGCAACCAGCACCCUGACCCGUCAUGGACGGGGGCACGGGACCCAGACUCAGAGACUUCCUGAGUGGGAGCCUGGCCACCUGGGCCCUGGGGCUGGCUGGGCUGGUGGGAGAGGCAGAAGAGCCGGAGGAGGACGAGGAGGAGGAAGGAGAGGGGCCCCUUUGCUCGGAGAAGAGGUUCCUGCGCCUCAGUGAUGGGGCCCUGCUCCUCCGGGUGCUGGGCAUCAUUGCCCCUGGCUCCCGAGGGGGCCCUGGGGCGAUCAGGGGCCAAGGUGACCCGGCAGCCAGUCGGGUGCGGAACCUGAACCACCUGUGGUGCCGCCUGAGGGACUUCUACCAGGAGGAGCUGCAGCUGCUGGUCCUGUCGGCACCCCCGGACCUUCAAGCCCUGGGGUUUGACCCCUUCUCAGAGGAGGCGGUGGAGGAGCUGGAAGGCGUCCUCCGGCUGCUGCUGGGGGCGGCGGUGCAGUGUGAGCACCGGGAACUCUUCAUCCGGCACAUCCAGGGCCUCAGCCUGGAGGUGCAGAGCGAGCUGGCUGCGGCCAUCCAGCAGGUGACCCAGCCGGGGGCGGGCCUGGUGCUGGCACUGGCUGGGCCCGAGCCUGGGGAGCUGGCACCUGCAGAGCUGGAGAUGCUGACCCGGAGCCUGAUGGGGACCCUCCUGAGACUGGCACGGGAGCGUGAUGUGGGGGCCCAGCGGCUGUCUGAGCUGCUGUUGGAGCGUGCGCCAGCCCCCUUGCUGCCUGAGGCCCCUGCGGGGACCCCCCUGGAGGGCCCCUCCAACCAUCUGGCCCUGCAGCUGGCCAACGCCAAGGCCCAGCUGCGCCGCCUGCGCCAGGAGCUGGAGGAGAAGGCCGAGCUGCUGCUGGACUCCCAGGAGGAGGUGCAGGGCUUAGAGGCCGAAAUCCGCAGGCUCCGCCAGGAGACCCAGGCGCUGGCGGGCCAGGCCAAGCGGGCAGAGCUGUACCGCGAGGAGGCCGAGGCGCUGCGGGAGCGCGCGGGCCGCCUGCCCCGCCUGCAGGAGGAGCUGCGGCGCCACCGGGAGCGGCUGCAGGCGGCCGAGGCCUGCCGGGGCCAGCUGGAGGAGGAGCGGGCGCUGGCGGGGACGCUGGAGGCCGCCCGGGCGCUGCUGGAGGAGCGGCUGGAGGCGGCGCAGGAGCGCUGCGCGCGGCUGCACGAGACGCAGCGCGAGAACCUGCUGCUGCGGACCCGGCUGGGCGAGGCGCACGCGGAGCUGGACUCGCUGCGGCAGCAGGUGGGCCAGCUGGUGGAGGAGAACGUGGAGCUGGAGCUGGAGCUUCAGCGGAGCCUGGAGCCGCCGCCGGGCUCCCCCGGGGCGUCACCCCUGCCGGGAGCGGCCCCCUCCAUCCACGAUGAAGUGAGGGAGGCGGAGGCCGGGCAGCUGCGGACGCUGGAGCGGGAGAACCGGGAGCUCCGCGCCCUGCUGCAGGCCCUACAGGGGCGGCCCGGAGGCCAGCGCCCCCUGCUGGAGGAGCAGGGUGAGGACGCCGUGGUUCCCGCACUGGCUGUGGCUCCGCAGACCCGGCCGGCCUCAGGCGCUGGUCCUCAGGGCGCGGUUGGCCCCGCGGGGGAUGAAGACCCUCCGGCCUUGGACUUGGCUCCCCCAGCAUCAGACUCAGCCCUCCAGGGGGCAGCCGAGUGUCCCCAGACAUCGGAUUCAGACCCUCCAGUGACGCAGAGGCCCCUCCAGAUGGCUGCCAUGGCCCCCCAGAGCUUAGACCCGGCGCCCCAGGAGUCCCCGGGGGAGGCUGGCCACGGAGCCCCUCUCCAGACCCCUGCCCAUGUGCCCCCACCUCAGGGCCCAGAGACCAAAGGUCAGGCCCAGCUGUUGCUGAGAGAAGAGGCUGGGGAGUCAGUGCCCACGGCCCAGGGGCUCAGACACGAGGUCCCUGAGAGCCAGCCGGAACCCCGGGAGCGGCUGGAGAAGCAGCAGCCCCCUGGCCAGAGGCUGCACCUGCCCCGGGAGCACACAGAGGCCCGAGAGCAGGAGCCGCGGCUGGCGGGGAUGACCGGGGACCCAGCUCAGCGGCCGGAAAUGGCUCCCAAGGCCCAGGCCUUGCUGGAGGCGGGACCAGGCCCAGGGGAGAUGGAGGCCCUCAGGGAGGAGGCCCUCCGCGCUGAGCUGGAGGCCCAGGCCCGGAGGCUGGAGGCCCGGGGUGCGGAGGCCGCUCGCCUCGCGGAGGAGCUGGCUGAGGCGCGGAGGGCCGAGGCCGAGGCCCACGGGGAAGCAGAGGCCCAGGCCCGGGAGCAGGCCCGGCUGCGGGAGGCGGUGCAGGCGGCCAGGCGGGAGCUGGAGGCGGCGUCGCGGGAGCGGGAGGCGCUGGCAGAGGCCCUGGCGGCUGCUGGCCGGGAGCGGAGGCAGUGGGAGCGGGAGGGGCCCCGGCUGCGGGCCCGGGCCGAGGCCGCCGAGGAGCGGCUGCAGGUGCUGGAGCAGGAGAGCCAGCAGCGCCGGGAGCAGGCCGAGAGGGAGCGCCGGGAGCAGCAGGCCCUCAAGGAGGAGCUUGAGAAGGCUGUGGUGCGGGGCCAGGAGCUGGGGGCCCGGCUGGAGCGUCUGCAGAAGGAGCUGGAGCAGGCGUCUCAGGAGCGCCAGGAGUUUCUCCGGGAAAAAGAGUUUCAGCAGCAGAGGUACCAGGGCCUGGAGCAGCGGAUGAAAACGGAGCUGCAGGCCGCGGCCACCAGCAAGGAGGAGGCGCUGAGGAAGCUCAAGGCGAGGGCCCAGAAGCUGGAAGAGGAGCUGUCCCAGCUGCGCCAGGGCCCCGUGGGGCUGGAGCCCAAGGAGCAGGCCGAGCCGAGGACCCCGGAGGCCCAGAGCGGGCGGCUCAUCCAGGUGGAGCGCAGUAAUGCAACGCUCGAGGCUGAGAAGACGGCUCUGCAGGGGCAGCUGCAGGUGCUGGAGGGGCAGCUGGGAAGCCUGCAGGGGCGUGCCCAGGAGCUGCUGCAGCAGAGCCAGCAGGCACAGGAGCACAGCAGUCGCCUGCAGGCCGAGAAGUCUGCGCUGGAGCUGCAGGGCCAGGAGCUGCACAGGAAGCUGGAGGUGCUGGAGGCAGAGGUGCAGGCUGCACGGCGGUCCCAGGAGGAGACCCGCGGGCAGCAGCAGGCGCUGCUGCGGGACCACGAGGCACUGGUCGAGCUGCAGCGGCGGCAGGAGGCCGAGCUGGAGGCGCUGCUGGCCCGGCACCGGGACCUCAAGGCCAACAUGCGGGCCCUGGAGCUGGCCCACCGGGAGCUGCAGGGCCGGCACGAGCAGCUGCAGGCCCAGAAGGCCAACGUGGAGGCACAGGAGCAGGCCCUCCUGGCGGAGCGCGAGCGCCUGAUGCAGGACGGCCACCGGCAGCGCGGCCUGGAGGAGGAGCUGCGGAGGCUGCAGAGCGAGCACGACAGGGCGCAGCAGCUGCUGGCAGAGAUGUCCCGGGAGCGAGGGGAGCUGCAGGGCGAGCGCGGGGAGCUGCGGGGCCGGCUGGCGCGGCUGGAGCUGGAGCGGGCACAGCUGGAGCUGCAGAGCCAGCGGCUGCGUGAGAGCAACCAGCAGCUGGACCUGAGCGCCUGCCGGCUGACCACGCAGUGUGAGCUGCUGACAGAGCUGCGGAGCGCCCAGGAGGAGGAGAACCGGCAGCUGCUGGCCGAGGUGCAGGCCCUGAGCCGGGAGAACCGGGAGCUCCUGGAGCGCAGCCUGGAGAGCCGGGACCACCUGCACCGGGAGCAGCGCGAGUACCUGGACCAGCUCAACGCCCUGCGCCGGGAGAAGCAGAAGCUGGUGGAGAAGAUCAUGGACCAGUACCGUGUGCUGGAGCCGGGGCCCCUGCCCCGGACCAAGAAGGGCAGCUGGCUGGCAGACAAGGUGAAGAGGCUGAUGCGGCCCCGGCGGGAGGGGGGCCUCCCCGGGGGGCCGCGCCUGUGGGCCGAUGGUGCCGGCAGCACCGAAAGCCUGGGGGCCCCCGAGGCGGAGCUCUCCGAGGGCAGGGAGGCGGAUGGGCCAGGGUCCCCCGCCCCCGCGCCCAUGCGCCGGGCCCAGAGCUCCCUCUGCCUGCGGGACGAGACCCUGCUGGGUGGGCGGCGGCGGAAGCUCAGCUCCAGGUUCCCCGUGGGGCGCAGCUCCGAGUCCUUCAGCCCCGGGGACACCCCCCGGCAGCGGUUCCGACAGCGCCACCCGGGCUCCCAGGGCAAAGGACCUGGCGCGGGAUGGGACGGCUCCAUUGAGACGCUGGCGGAACAGGAAGCAGGCGCCGGCCGAGAGGGCCUCGAGGUGCAGGACCCGGAGAAGCCCCCUCUCACCCCUUCCCUCAGCCAAUGACACCACGUGGACCGGAAGCUGGGGAACGC
This is a messenger RNA of Pipistrellus kuhlii (Kuhl's pipistrelle), 4448 nucleotides long. It is a transcript of the gene CCDC88B, whose product is annotated as coiled-coil domain containing 88B. Gene Ontology annotation, molecular function: dynein light intermediate chain binding; microtubule binding. The transcript is spliced from 27 exons. Gene Ontology annotation, cellular component: cytoplasm; centrosome. Lineage: Eukaryota; Metazoa; Chordata; Mammalia; Chiroptera; Vespertilionidae. The coding region runs from base 133 to 4419 and encodes 1428 amino acids. The record is from RefSeq and is a predicted model, not a curated record. Gene Ontology annotation, biological process: cytoplasmic microtubule organization; cytoskeleton-dependent intracellular transport.